This is a messenger RNA of Alternaria arborescens, 1377 nucleotides long. RefSeq lists its product as hypothetical. The transcript has 4 exons. The record is from RefSeq and is a predicted model, not a curated record. Gene Ontology annotation, molecular function: metallopeptidase activity. Bases 1 to 1377 code for a protein of 458 amino acids. NCBI's taxonomy places the organism in Eukaryota, Fungi, Ascomycota, Dothideomycetes, Pleosporales, Pleosporaceae.
AUGAUAUCGUGGGCGAUCGACGGUGCUAUACAGAUGGCUAUAGACACUGUUAAAGACACGAUAGAUCACGAACAUGAUCCUGCGUUCUGGGAACUAUAUGGUCCCCGGGCAGUAGAAAAUCUGACUUCAAUCCGUAACGCAUUCGAACAAAUUGCUCAUGGCCCGUGGACUAUCGAGGCCUCAUGCAACAUCGACGAUACAGAUCCAGCAUGCAGCGAUCCAUUCAUGUACGGAGGCAUUGGGGAUAUGAUACCGGAAGGACAAGCAGUGAAACGUGAUGAAAGCCAGACCUUCUCAGCGAAACUUACGUUUUGUCGAGAUUUCUUUACUUUGCCACCAUUAGACCACCGCAUCCAGCUGGGCGUCAGUAGCGAUGGUCCAUAUCUUGGCACUCGAUACGAUUUGGGGUAUUACCAUAACAACCAAGGCAAGUCGUUCAAAGGCCUCAACCGGCCGAUUCCGGACCUCUGGGUCCUUUUACGGCAGAUCGCUGGAGAUACAACGUGGUCAGCAUGUUACGGUAUAUAUUGUGCCAAGGUACUGGCUCGUCUCAACGAUCCUUCCAAUGACUGGGCGUCAGUAAAUGCGGACAACUACGCUCUAUGUGCACUUUCGAAUUAUGUCGCGCCGCGUAUUAGGGGUAACUUCACGUUUCUACCGGAGGUGAAGGAUUAUCUGAAUACAUCGAAAGCAUUUGCUGUGUCCCAAGGUGCAGCAAACGAUGCAUCAGCCGUCGUGUACGACCUCUACGGUAAACCUACAUUUUCUCAGACCUACUACAACGCAACUCGAUUACAGAGUUCCACUGGGACUUUCGAUCCCAAUAACAUUCUAGACAUCGAUCGGAAAGCAGACAUAUCCCACACUCCAUUCCUUAAAGAUAUAGACACCUAUCCUUCGACAUAUAGCAGCGAACUGGCUCGGUGGGAGAGCGAGUUCACUCCGGCAUUUCAAGACUCGCUCAUCGACAUCGAUGCAACGUACGACCGUACCUGUUUCGGCGACACUACCAGUUCACAUCCCGAAGCCAACUACUUUGACGGAUACGAAGCUCUCGAUUUUGCCAGAACCUUUUGCGAAGACAUCGUGGCUCACCGCGAAGAAGGAAAUGACCCGCCAUCAACUGUACGCGCUGCGCUAUGGACGAGGAACUUUACUAGACAGUACACACUGACGAAGGCUAAUCCUGAUAUGCAUUUAGGUUUCGCCGUGACUGGUGAUCCUGCUUCCUACAUCGAAUCUCGAAGCACAGACUGGCUAUUCGAGGGGCCUGACAUAUCCGCGAACGUUGACCACUGUGUUUUAACCUAUAAAGAUAUAAUCAGCCAUAGUGCGAUACCGACUCGACUAAAAGAAAAGGCGGCCCUCUCAAACUAA